Molecule: messenger RNA, 330 nt
Organism: Theileria orientalis strain Shintoku
Lineage: Eukaryota; Apicomplexa; Aconoidasida; Piroplasmida; Theileriidae
Product: cytochrome C
Exons: 3
Coding region: 1-330 (109 amino acids)
Molecular function (GO): electron transfer activity; heme binding
Source: RefSeq, a predicted model, not a curated record
AUGAGACCAGAUAACAGACAAACGUCAGGAUUUAGCUCAAUAGGUCCAACGUUGUUUAACGUAUAUGGCCGCACUUCUGGAAUACAGAACGUUGGAGGCCUUAAUAUGAUGACAAACACAAUGCAGUCGUCAGGAAUCGUGUGGAACGAGGCAAAUCUCAUGAGAUACAUGAAGAAUCCAACCAUGUUUGUUGAUGCUAAAAUCGGAAUGAACUUCUCUGGACUCCCUAAAUUCCAAGACCGAGUUGACAUUGUGCACUUCCUGCGCGACCUCAACUACGAAGGCAAGUACGGAAAGGAGAUCCUGAAAGAGUGUCAAAGCCAACCAUAG